AUGGCGGGAGUCCUGCUGGGAGCAACAUGGGCGAAGGCUAUGGAGCCUAUCAUGAUACACCUGAGCUCCUCCUCCUCCUCCUCCUCCUCCUCUCCAUCUCACCCUCCUUCUUACGAGUACUCUCUGCCCUGUGCUGUAGCAGUAGCCGAGGGCAUGAAGCUGAUGUCCUGCCGGAUUCUUCUGUUGAGGACUCCUUUGGCGCACCCUCUUCCACCCCUCAACUCGAAGGAUUCUAUCCCCUACAUCGUCCCUGCGAUCCUCCUUGCUAUCGCCAACCAGACUCUCUUCAUCGGCAUCUCUUACCUUGGCAGCGUAAUGUAUCAGAUCGCACUGCAGGGGGUCUGCAUGCUGGUGACCGCCGUCCUCUCGCAGACAGUUCUCGGCCACAUCCUCACUAGGAGACAAGUGUUGAGCAUCGUCCUUCUCACUUUCGGCUUCUGCCUGCUGGUACCCAACGUCGACCGUCUUGGGAGCUCGUUCUCAUCUGCCUCAAUCCUGACCAACCCUGGGCUCUACUCUGCUAUCCUUGGAGGCUUCUGCACAGCAGCGCAGGGGAUUUACUUUGAGAAGGCUUCCAAGGCACAAAACCAUCACAUCUUUCUGCAGGGGAUGUUCUUCUCCUUCUACGGCCUCCUCGCCAACAUUGUCGCUCUCCUCCUCCUGAGCAUCUUCCACGUCUCGAGCUCUUCCUCCCUCCUCCAUCCCUUCCACGGGUACAGUUGGAGUACGCUCGGAGCGAUAGCAGGGAUCGCCAUGGCGGACAUAUCGAUGAGCUUUGUGUUCAAGUACUUCGACUCCAACACGUACAACUUCUGCCGGGUGUUCGCGACCUGGAUCCAAGGGUUUAUCACCUUCAGCGGGGUCACAGGAGAGGAGAAGAAGGUUUCUAGUCACUUUGUGCUCGGUUCCAUCCUCGUCUCAGCUGCAAGCAUCAUGUAUCGAUCCAAGAGCUCUAAACCGAUCCUGCUCUCAUCCUCCUUCUCCUCUCACUGCUAG
Messenger RNA from Guillardia theta CCMP2712, 996 nucleotides. RefSeq lists its product as hypothetical. Lineage: Eukaryota; Cryptophyceae; Pyrenomonadales; Geminigeraceae. Gene Ontology annotation, biological process: pyrimidine nucleotide-sugar transmembrane transport. Gene Ontology annotation, cellular component: Golgi membrane. The record is from RefSeq and is a predicted model, not a curated record. Bases 1 to 996 code for a protein of 331 amino acids. Gene Ontology annotation, molecular function: pyrimidine nucleotide-sugar transmembrane transporter activity. The transcript has a single exon.